AUGUCUCGCGUGCUACUAAGCCUUUGCGUGUUGACCCAAAAGAUCAUUCGGAUGCUUGAGAAGAUCCGCGAACUUCGCGGAAAGAUCCUCGACAAAGACGACCUAAUCCACGAUUUGUUGACAAGAGCACAGUGGGCCGAGCGAAGAGUGGCCGGACUGGUUGCUCAAGUUGCUGAGAAGGACGCGGAAAUUGCUGAGAAGAACAUCAAGAUCGCGGAGAACGAAGCCGAAAUCGCGGCGCUCAAGGCCGAGCUUGCUGCCGUCGGAGCUGGUGAACAGGCGAAUCUUGGUGAAGGUGGAGCAAAGCGUGACCACAAGAGAAAGAGAACUCACCAGUAG
Molecule: messenger RNA, 339 nt
Organism: Botrytis porri
Lineage: Eukaryota; Fungi; Ascomycota; Leotiomycetes; Helotiales; Sclerotiniaceae
Exons: 3
Coding region: 1-339 (112 amino acids)
Source: RefSeq, a predicted model, not a curated record